This is a messenger RNA of Acanthaster planci (crown-of-thorns starfish), 3018 nucleotides long. RefSeq lists its product as uncharacterized. Gene Ontology annotation, cellular component: plasma membrane. Lineage: Eukaryota; Metazoa; Echinodermata; Asteroidea; Valvatida; Acanthasteridae. Gene Ontology annotation, molecular function: protein binding; G protein-coupled peptide receptor activity. The record is from RefSeq and is a predicted model, not a curated record. Gene Ontology annotation, biological process: hormone-mediated signaling pathway; activation of adenylate cyclase activity; adenylate cyclase-activating G protein-coupled receptor signaling pathway.
UGAAAAUCAUUUUGCCGUCAUCGUGCUCACUCAAGAGUACCCUCUGGGUAAUUGCGCCCUAAGCUUUUUUCCAGUGACUGAGCAAUUUCCAUUUUCAUUCUGUAACGGGGAAGAUAGAUAUUGAUGAUAAAAUUAAUGCACUGGUAUAAUAUGAUUAUUCCUAGGAUCACAAUAUGGCCGGACAUUAGCAGCCAUGAAGUGCACAUCCAAGUGCUGCUAAUUUAUUGUGUGUUUUUCUCUUCUUCGAGCAUGUAAAUCAAAGGUGGUCUUCACCAUUUUAAAGGAAGCACUUAUUAUUCAGCAUCAAUAAUUCUAUUUAAUACUUUCUCCCACUUUGCUUUAAUAUCGCUCCCACUUCCCCACUUUGUUUAAAAAGUAUUUUGCCUUUUUUUUCAUUUUACAGUUUGACCUGCCUAGCAACAGAUUACCACAUGUAGGCAAAUUAUCUACACAAGUGCUAGUCUGUUAUUUUGCCCAGGGCCCUUUGAAGUGACAAAGCAUUUUCCUGCCUGGUUCAUUGAGAGAGAAGAUAGAUGGGCCGGUGUGAUCAGAGGACUAUCAGUUGCAUAGGAAGCAAAUAUUUAGAUUGUGCCCACAUCCCUUAUGAUGUACACUUAGGGAACUUCCACUACUGGGCUUUCUGCAAUCAAAGCUGCCUUUUUGUUCAUGCGCUGCAAUGAUUUCUCACAAUAAUUGCACAUAUGAGCCAGGAAGUUGAUUGGAGUUGGGAUGUCAACCUCUGCCUUCCGGAACACUCUCCUGACAUGUUUAUUGAACAAAGCUUAAUAAUUUGUAGUGUAUAAUCGCCUGAAACUUGCGGGUAGGUAUAAAGUAAUUUUUUUAAAUCUGUUUUGUUUGUCAAACGUACAUGUGGUGUCAAUGAACAGUCCAUUCUUGCCAGAUGUAAUAUUGUGCGGUUAGGAGAAGUGAAGGGGGGGUGGGAAGAGAUUCAUCACCAUUACCCCCACCUCAUUCGAAACAGCUCCAUCUUGACAGUUUCCUCUGCCCCACCUGAAAUGGUAAUUGUUUGCGUGGGAAUGAGUGAGCAGGUUCAUAAUGAUACCUGCCAGGCGGUGAUAGAUUGUGACGUAGUCUGGUCACGCUCUGCUGGCGCUGAUGAGGAUGAGAAGUGUUUGCCCAACGCUGCUUGUUGGCCCCUCUAAUAAGCUUCAUUCACUGGGGGAAUGUUCACAGGAGCAGACUGUGUAUUUUGUACUUCAACUAUCAUAGGCUGGUUCGCUUUGCUGUAACCUCUGAGGAUUAGACAGUUGGAUUUUCAGUAGCGAGAUGAAAGCAGAGAUGACAGCUGUGAAGUGGUGUGUACUAAUCCCUGCUUUGAUCCUGGCAUCUCUUCUUGUGGCACCUACAAAUGGCAUAAUUGACACCAUUCCCCCAAAAGUCACCAACUGCCCCCAAGACAUACACAGGACCGUCCCCUUGGGAACCCAGUUAACCCCUGUCUACUGGACCCAUCCCAAGGCAGUGGACAAUUCUGGAGAGGUGGCAAUCAGCUUCAACUUCAGGCCUGGGACCCCGUUCCCCGUUGCCCGUUUACCAGUGCGUUACACCUUCAACGAUGGUGCGGGGAACCAGGCCAUUUGUCAGUUCUGGGUGAUAGUAACAGAAGCUCGUUUCAAUUGUACCACCAAAACGAUUAAGCUUGGUCAUCCAUCUGCCUCAGCCUCACAGAGAAUUACUUCCCCCAAUUACCCAAUGGAAUAUCCCAAGAACACCAACUGCCAGUGGGAGGUGUGGACAUCAGCCAGCAAUGGAACCGUGUCCAGUGGAAUCCUUUUGAAGAUCCAAGAAAUCCAGCUGCAUCCAAGCGACAUCAUUGCCAUGGGAGUGGGAUUUGGUGAAAUGGUAGCCUACAGUGGAAGGGUCCCUCCACGGAUGUUACUUUAUCAGUGGGUGGGACUUAGCAUCAGCUUGCAAACAGGUGGUGGAAGCUUGGCAAAAGUAAAAGGCUUUGUUGUGGAGGUUGAACAAGUUGAAAUUCAAGAUGUGAUUUCAAUUUGCCACGAUGGUUACCAGUGCAGAACGAGUAUCAUCUGCAUUGCCCGCCGGUAUCUGUGUGAUCACAUCAAUGACUGUCCUCUCGGAGAUGAUGAGGAAAACUGCCUUACGUGCCCAGAAAAUGUCACUGACCUACCCUUUCAGUUGACCUUUGAUCCCAGUGACGCCUUUGACCCUAGUGAUGCCCUCCAUAGCAACGCCUACAAGUUGAAUGCAUCCAGUGAUUAUUUGGAGUGGUGUUUCAAUACCUCUAAUGAGUACAAUAUUACUGUAGAGUUUCCUCCAAUGGGAAACGACUACUUAUUAAUUCAGAACCCAUUAGACCCAUUUGGCCAAGAUAUGGUGGCCUUGAAGAGACACAGCACAGCACGUUCCCUCAGUUACAGUGGCAGCUCCUUAGUGGUGAGGCUGUACUCAGACGUGGAAGUAACUGGUGCAGCAUUCUCCAUCACAGUUCAAGAAAGCCUGGAGAAAGGCUAUUGUGAACUGGGAUACCAGUGCGCAGGUUCUCGUUUCUGCAUUGCUCUCAAGAAUGAUUGUGAUGGAGUAAUGGACUGCCCACAAGGAGACGAUGAAGUCAACUGCACACUAAGACGAUGUCCUAAGUCCUGCCUCUGUGAGGGAUCGCCAGGCAACCUGAACAUCACCUUCUGCCAAGAAACCUGGAGCCCCGAGCUGACCAGAUCUGCUCCAGAGGUCACAAGUAAACUGGAGAUAGCCUUGAAGAACAUGGGAAACAUUGAAUCUGGAUUUUUUGAGGGUCUGACCAAUCUAAGAUAUCUACUUGUGACAUCUAGUAAUGUUACCAAUCUUGAACCUGGUGCAUUACACAGCUUGGACAAGCUGGAGUAUUUGAAACUACCAAACAACAAACUGACAAGACUUGGCGGUGAUGUUUUUGCAGACGUCCCCAAUCUUGUGGAGCUGCAGCUAAAGAAUAAUGAGCUUGUGGCGUUGGAACAAGACGUUUUUCGAAGGCAAACAAAGCUGGAGAAAUUGUGA